Lingula anatina is the source of this 2246-nucleotide messenger RNA. RefSeq names its product liprin-alpha-1. Lineage: Eukaryota; Metazoa; Brachiopoda; Lingulata; Lingulida; Lingulidae. Gene Ontology annotation, cellular component: presynaptic active zone. The record is from RefSeq and is a predicted model, not a curated record. Gene Ontology annotation, molecular function: protein binding. Gene Ontology annotation, biological process: synapse organization.
GUGCCAACCUCUUCCUUCAGGCCCCCGCCAGUAUGUCUGCCCAGCACAUGUACGCUCACUCCGCCUCCACACCUAACAUUGGCCUGGUCUCGGAACCUCCGCCUAAGCCCUCCCCUCCUUACAGCCAAGAUGAUACUUGCUUGAAGGAAGAGAACAGACCCAUCAAGUGUGAAUCUAGUCCGCCUACGGCCAGGUCGCUAAGGCUGGAGAGAGUGGCAGCAGCGCUGGCGCAGAGCAGUGAAGAAUUAAGGUAUAAAAUGGAGGACGCAAAGGCAGUUGGGGCGUCUUUGGACGGCAGCGGGUCCCACAGUACCCCUAGUCCACAGAGUAGCACCAACAGUAGUCAAGACUCCCUUCACAAACAGCCCAAGAAGAAGGGACUCAAAGGCUCUUUAGGACGAUUUUUCGGUAGCAAAAAAGAAAAGCUAAAGAGCAAGGAAAGUCUACACAGGGAUCUUAUGAUGCCAGCAGGAGCGGGAGAAAGUGAUCUAACUGGUGCUGAUGCUAUAGGAUUAAAAUCAGAAUUUGACAGAAGGAAAAAGAAGAAAGAGGAGCUUUUAGAAGAAGCUAUGAAGGAUAGAACACCUUUUGCAUUAUGGAAUGGACCAACAGUUGUAGCUUGGCUUGAGCUGUGGGUAGGCAUGCCAGCCUGGUAUGUUGCCGCCUGCCGUGCCAAUGUGAAGAGCGGGGCCAUCAUGUCUGCUCUAUCUGACCAGGAGAUACAACGAGAAAUAGGGAUCAGUAACCCACUCCACCGGCUAAAACUUAGGCUGGCCAUUCAGGAAAUGGUCAGCUUGACCAGUCCAUCUGCUCCCAAGACUACCAGGACUCCUCUAGCUUUUGGGGACAUGAACCACGAGUGGAUAGGCAACGAGUGGCUGCCGUCGCUGGGUCUACCUCAGUACAGGAGUACGUUCAUGGAGUGUCUGGUGGACGCCCGCAUGCUGGACCAUCUCACCAAAAAGGACUUGAGGGGCCAGCUGAAAAUGGUGGACAGCUUUCAUAGGACAAGUUUGCAAUAUGGUAUUAACUGUUUAAAGAGAUUAAAUUAUGACAGAAAAGAAUUAGAAAGGCGGAGAGAAGAAAGUGCCACAGAGAACAAAGAUGUACUAGUAUGGUCCAAUGAACGUGUCAUAAGAUGGGUGCAAUCUAUAGGACUUAAAGAACACGCUAAUAACUUAUUGGAGUCUGGUGUCCACGGUUCCCUUAUAGCAUUAGAUGAAAGUUUUGAUCAUAACAGUAUCGCAUUAGCCCUGCAAAUUCCCACACAAAUCACACAGGCAAGACAGAUCUUGGACAGGGAAUUCCACAACUUACUAGCAAUAGGAACAGAUAGAAGAUUGGAUGAGGGAGAUAGUGGGAAGUUACGUCGAGGUCCAUCAUGGCGCAAAAAGUUAAAACAAAAAGACAGUCCUGCUAAAGGCGUGAGUCGAGACGAGGUGGCGCCCUAUGAGCAUGAUGGGAAUUAUACCGUUCAGAUGCCACCAUACUCACCCAGAGCGCCAGGGAGUAGCGGUUCCAACGCCAGAAAAAGUAACAGCAGUGACCAACACAGGACUUACAGUAAUUCAUAAAAGGAAAAGCCUUCAGUGUUUUGACACCACGACCACUCAUCAUGCCAUUUGAUCAACAAACUUUGAGAUUUCACUGCCACAGAUUUCAUGGAUAUUGGGACCCAGUUGAAACACUCUGGAAAAUUGCUUUGACUGCCAGACCAAAGGCUGGUAACCCUGCUGGUUAUGCUGACUUGUUUUACUGCAACAUCCCAGAAACUUGUGUUAGUCGCCGGCCUCUUGGUCCUGAAACUGUUUCAGCUGAAGUGUAAGCACUACUUAAAGAAGGCACAUCGAUGUUAAGCUGACAAGUUUUCAAGGGCAUAUUUAUUUGUAUGCUUUACCUGGAAUGCCAUGUUGGUAUGCCAUUGUAUUUGAGAGUUUUGCACUCAAGAGUAUGAACACUAAACAAAUCAUGUCAUUUUAAUGAAAAAGCUGCAAAUUGAAAAUCAUGUUCAAUUCAAAUUCUUAUUAUCAUAUUGAUUUGCGAACAGCUUUUAUAGAUAUAUAUAUUAUACAUAAUUAUGGAGAGUGCAAUAUUAGUUUGUGUGGUUAGAUGCUCAUACUUAAAUUCUGUUAAUUAUACUCCUCUAUCUAUUCAAAUAGAGCCUGGUGACUUAUACCUGCCAUUAAACAUCACAGGCAAUAAGUAUUGUGCAUUUCUACCUCAAUUUUAGCAUUUACAACAACAUC